This is a messenger RNA of Cucumis melo (muskmelon), 1346 nucleotides long. Its product is annotated as GDSL esterase/lipase At1g74460. Gene Ontology annotation, molecular function: hydrolase activity, acting on ester bonds. NCBI's taxonomy places the organism in Eukaryota, Viridiplantae, Streptophyta, Magnoliopsida, Cucurbitales, Cucurbitaceae. Bases 25 to 1188 code for a protein of 387 amino acids. The record is from RefSeq and is a predicted model, not a curated record. The transcript has 5 exons.
UCAAUUCCCAUUUCUUCAUUAACCAUGAAUUACUCUCCAUCAUCACUCUGUGCUUUGGUAUUCACCGUCCAUUCUCUCCUCAUUCCUCUCUGCCACUGCAAGACGGUGCAGUUCAUUUUCGGCGACUCUCUCUCCGACGUCGGAAAUAACAUUUACCUUUCCAGAAGCCUUGCUCAGGCCAACUUGCCUUGGUAUGGCAUUGAUUUUGGCAAUGGACUCCCUAAUGGAAGGUUCAGCAAUGGCCGCACCGUUGCUGAUAUCAUUGGUGAUGAAAUGGGUCUCCCAAGACCACCAGCUUUUCUUGAUCCCUCUUUAACUGAAGAUGUAAUUCUCGAAAAUGGAGUGAAUUAUGCUUCUGGAGGUGGAGGAAUCUUGAACCAAACUGGAGGAUACUUUAUUCAACGAUUUGGUCUGUACAAACAAAUUCAAUUAUUUCAAGGAACCCAAGAACUGAUCAAAGCCAAAAUUGGAAAAGAAAAGGCAAAAGAAUUCUUCGAAGAGGCUCGAUAUGUUGUAGCUUUGGGAAGCAACGAUUUCAUAAACAACUACCUCAUGCCCGUUUACGCUGACUCUUGGAAAUACAACGAUCAAACUUUCGUCACUUAUUUGAUGGAAACUCUUCGUGAUCAACUCAAGUUAUUGUAUGGGAUGGGAGCAAGGCAGUUGAUGGUGUUUGGGCUAGGACCAAUGGGCUGCAUUCCAUUACAAAGGGUAUUGAGUACGUCGGGAGAUUGUCAAGAAAGAACCAACAAUUUGGCACUUAGCUUCAACAAAGCGGCUAGUAAACUUCUCGAUGGUUUGGCCACUAGACUUCCAAAUGCUACCUAUAAAUUUGGAGAUGCUUAUGAUGUUGUUGCUGAUGUUAUUAGCAACCCAGGAAAAUAUGGGUUUAGUAACUCGGAUUCGCCGUGUUGCUCGUUCGGGAGGAUUCGACCUGCCCUGACAUGCGUUCCGGCGUCGGUGUUGUGCAAAGACAGAAGCAAGUAUGUGUUUUGGGAUGAAUACCAUCCAUCCGACAAGGCUAAUGAGUUGAUUGCCAAUGAACUCAUUAAGAAAUUUGGGUUCUUGAGAGUAAAUCAAAGCGGAGCUCCAUCUCCAUCGCCUGCCCCGGAAUCCGAUCCGGAUCCGACCCCAGCUCCUGCAGUGGAUCCAUCUCCUUCUCCAUUGAUUGCUCCAUCCCCAAACUAAUUAACUUCCCAUUUCUUAUCUCUUAUUUGGAGAAUUUUGUGUUGAUUAAGAAGUCUAAUAAAUUCUAAUUAUGCCAUGUUAUGAUUUGUACUCUGCUUUGAGACUUCAAAUUAAUGUCUGAAUUAAGAGCCUACAUAUUGAAAAUCCCUAUGGUUUUG